AUGUCUGUGACCAUGAGGGGUGCCACAAGGCUUUCUCCGAUUUUAGCUCGUCAUCGCCGGAUUCACACUGGCAAGCGGCCCUAUAUCUGUCAGGAGCCCGCCUGCGAAAGAAGCUUCUGUCGCAAAACUACUUUAACUAAGCACCAGCACCGCUCCCAUCCACCAGGAACGAUGACCCGGCCACCGUCGGAGGAUGCAGUGUCUGAGCAAUCGUACCAGACUCCUGUCACCGCUCCAGUCUCAAGCGACCAAUACCUUCUCACACAACAGCCAUACUACCACCAACCUUCGACCCCCAGCCAGGACUUCUAUCCACAACAAACCAUACCAAUGACACACAUCCCUGUACACGAUACCCCGCCAAUAGUUGCGCAUACCAUCCCGGUCACGUCGGCGCUUGACUUACAGCAUGCGCAGCAACAGUACAUGCAACAAUUUAUGCAGCAACAGCAACAGCAGCAGCAUCAACAACGAUUUGAUCCAACCCGCCAAGGCUAUAUACCACCAGAAUACCAGCAGCAGACGUUUGUGCCGCAGCCAAUUGUCGAAGGACAUCCUAUGAUGGCUUCGUACAACCCGAAUUUCCAGUACAAACAACCGACGCGCAUCUUGAACCAACCCGAAGGAACGGACUGGAGAUUCCUCGGAGUUGGUUAA
Molecule: messenger RNA, 657 nt
Organism: Aspergillus clavatus NRRL 1
Lineage: Eukaryota; Fungi; Ascomycota; Eurotiomycetes; Eurotiales; Aspergillaceae
Product: putative C2H2 finger domain protein
Exons: 3
Coding region: 1-657 (218 amino acids)
Biological process (GO): regulation of transcription by RNA polymerase II
Cellular component (GO): PcG protein complex; transcription regulator complex
Molecular function (GO): RNA polymerase II cis-regulatory region sequence-specific DNA binding; DNA-binding transcription factor activity, RNA polymerase II-specific
Source: RefSeq, a predicted model, not a curated record